UAAAUCUACAUUAAUUCGUGUAAUUAAAACCAUGCACAAAUACGUAAGUUCUAUUUUGAGGUUAAGCAGUAUCAAUUUUCUGCAAAAACGCAAUUUUGCAAAAAACAACAAAAUAUUAUUAAAUCCUGUUAAAAAUAUAUUGAACCUCGCUUGUAAUCAUUUUUGUACUAACGCCUUACCCGAAGAAAAUUAUGCACUUACUGAUGAGCAGUUAGAUUCAAUAACCAAAGGAAAUCCAGAGUUAUUAGAGAAAUUAAAUAUUUUGAUGCUAGAAGUUCAAGUUUUAAGACAAGAUGGGGAUAAAGUUCCUAAUUAUUCAUCAAUAAAACUAGAUCAAUGGGAAUAUCUCUUGUCAACGAGAUCUCGAUCAGCAAGAAAAAAAUAUCUAAAAUAUUUAUGGAAAAACGAAAAAGCAAAUGAAAAUGAGAAGGCAAAAAAAGAAGAAAUGCAAAAGUAUAGAGAAGAAUACUUUAAAGAAAGAGAUAAAGAAGCCAUAGAAAAUGAAUACAGAUUAUUCGGUAAUACAAUUUUUUUAAGAUUGUAUGAUACAACAGUGAACCAGUUUUUGAAUAAUAGACUUGUGCAAGCAAUGCAAUUUGGACAACCGCUAGUUUUGGAUUGUUCAUACACUGAGCACAUGACACAUCGAGAAUGCUUAAAUACAGCGAAACAGCUUAUGUUGUUAUUUGCUGCAAAUAGAGCACACGAUUUUCCUUUUGAUUUACACUAUUGUAAUGUUAAUAGGCAAGACCCGACCAUAAAACAACUCAAAAAAUUUAUAGGAACAAUAGAUGAGCCUUGGUUCCCAUUAAAUAUUCAUGAAGAUAGUUACUUAAACCAUUUUCCUAAGGAAAGAUUAGUUUAUUUGACACCACAUUGCCGAAAUAAUUUAGAAGAGUUCAAUCACGAUGAUGUUUAUAUCAUUGGAGCUAUGGUAGAUAAGACGAAUACUGAACCCCUCUCAUUAGCAAAAGCUAAGCAGCAAGGCCUAAGGAUGGCCCGUUUUCCAUUAGAUAAAUAUUUAGCUUGGAGUAAGAGUUCAAAAAGUUUAACAUUAAACCAAGUAUGUUCAAUAUUAUUAGAUGUCAGAAGUACUAGUGAUUGGGCACAAUCUUUAAAACAUGUUCCAACUAGAAAGAUUAUGUCAGAUGAAGAGUUAUCACAAUACAAAGGAAAGAGAAGAUUUGAGCGUAAAUCUCCAUUCUUAAUAGACCAAAAAUCACAAAAUGGAUUUGAAUCAUUUAGUGAAGGUUUCAAAAACUUAGAUAAUUACGAGAAUUUUACUAAUGAUUUAGAAAUGAAAAAAUAUAAAAAAAUCAAUAAUAGAGACUUUAGGAAUAAUAGCCAUAAUUACAACAAAGAUAUAGUAUCACAGAGA
Ctenocephalides felis (cat flea) is the source of this 1378-nucleotide messenger RNA. RefSeq names its product mitochondrial ribonuclease P protein 1 homolog. Gene Ontology annotation, biological process: positive regulation of mitochondrial translation; mitochondrial tRNA 5'-end processing. Gene Ontology annotation, molecular function: tRNA binding. The annotation marks the transcript as partial. NCBI's taxonomy places the organism in Eukaryota, Metazoa, Arthropoda, Insecta, Siphonaptera, Pulicidae. The transcript has 7 exons. Gene Ontology annotation, cellular component: nucleus; mitochondrion; nucleoplasm. The record is from RefSeq and is a predicted model, not a curated record.